Aedes aegypti (yellow fever mosquito) is the source of this 4416-nucleotide messenger RNA. It is a transcript of the gene Myo61F, whose product is annotated as myosin-IB. The record is from RefSeq and is a predicted model, not a curated record. NCBI's taxonomy places the organism in Eukaryota, Metazoa, Arthropoda, Insecta, Diptera, Culicidae. Gene Ontology annotation, biological process: vesicle transport along actin filament; actin filament organization. The transcript is spliced from 10 exons. The coding region runs from base 588 to 3662 and encodes 1024 amino acids. Gene Ontology annotation, molecular function: actin filament binding; microfilament motor activity; ATP binding. Gene Ontology annotation, cellular component: vesicle; cytoplasm; actin cytoskeleton.
UGUCCGCAGUGGCAAACUUGCCAGUCCAGUUCGCGCGGGUCUUCCGUAACGUUAAGAAGUUUGUCGGUUGUUCCUUUCUUUCCACAGAGGAAGACGAAUCGCGCGCAUUUACACCACACGGUCAAGAAAACCAAAUCAUUCGAAGUAGCCGGUAGCGUGGCUCGCAUGGGAAGAGCGACCGUAGCCUAAGUGCAAGGAAAACAUAUCGAACUGCACAAAAAAACCGAAACCUUCUCGAAGCUAGCGGAAAUUGGGGGAGUGGUGAAAUAGUACUACCAGUCAGUCGGUGCCAGAGUGUGGGAUUAUUACCAUUUGGUGCAUGACAUUCCUGGCCAAAAGUGUGCAAAAAGUCUAGUGAAAGGAACCACCAGCAGUAGCAGCAGCAGCAGAAGUGGGGCUCACCGAAAAGAGGCCUGUGAACUAUUUGCGAAUUCGGACCGGCUUAGUUUGACCGGUCGAAGGUAUUGGAUACGCUUGAACGCGUCGGUACACACGUGGAUACGCCUGAACCAUAGCGGUAGCGGAAAGCGAUACGGAUUUGGAUUAGACAGACUCAACCAAGACAUCCGCCAAAAUUCCGCACCACGAUGGAACGGGGACUUCAUGAUCGGGACCGGGUGGGACUGCAGGAUCAGGUCCUACUCGAAAACUACCAGAGCGAGGAUGCCUUCAUCGAUAAUCUGAAGAAACGGUUCCAGGAGAAUUUGAUUUACACUUACAUCGGGCACGUGCUGAUAUCCGUUAAUCCGUACAAAGAACUUCCGAUCUACACCGAGCAGGACGUCAAGGAGUACCGCAAGCGACACUUUUUCGAGGCACCACCACAUGUGUUUGCCUUGAGCGACAACGCGUACCGUUCGCUGACCGAGGAAAACCGCGGCCAAUGCAUUCUGAUUUCGGGCGAGAGCGGCUCGGGCAAAACGGAAGCCUCGAAAAAGGUCCUACAGUUCAUUGCCGCGGCCACGGGGCACACGACCAGCGUCGAAGGCGUCAAGGACAAGCUGCUGCAGAGCAAUCCGGUGUUGGAAGCGUUCGGGAAUGCCAAAACCAACAGGAAUGACAAUUCUUCGCGCUUCGGCAAGUACAUGGACGUGCAGUUUGAUUUUAGGGGGGCACCCGAGGGCGGAAACAUUUUAAACUAUCUGCUGGAGAAGAGCCGGGUGGUGCACCAGAGCGUUGGGGAGCGGAACUUCCACAUUUUCUACCAGCUGUUGGCCGGGGCGGAUGAUGGAUUGCUACAGGAACUGCAUUUGAAGCGGAAGCUUGAUACGUACUACUAUUUGACGGAUGGGGACAAUGGCAACGGAGGCAAUAUUAGGGAUGCGGACAACUUCCGGCAGGUGCAGACUGCUAUGUCGGUGAUCGAGAUCCCUGGGGAAGAACAGAAGCUAAUCCUGGAGAUUGUAGCCAGUGUGCUUCAUAUGGGAAACGUAGGCUUCACCGAAGAAGAAGGAAGGGCUAAAAUUCUGAAGCCGGAAUCCGUUACGGCAAUUGCCAAACUCCUGGGAUGCGAGGAAGAUCAGCUACGCAACGCUUUCACCAAUCGGACGAUUGAAGCCCGAGGUGACGUCGUUACAAGCCCUCUAAACCGCGAUAUGGCCAUUUACGCACGAGAUGCCCUCGCUAAGGCUGUCUAUGAUCGACUGUUCACGUGGUUGGUUUCGCGGAUCAACACUUCGCUACACGCGGAGCAUAUUGCAAAGAAAAACAGCGUGAUGGGUAUCUUGGACAUCUACGGCUUCGAGAUAUUCAAGAAGAACAGUUUCGAGCAGUUCUGCAUCAACUUCUGCAACGAGAAACUCCAGCAGUUGUUCAUCGAGCUGACGCUGAAGUCGGAACAGGAGGAAUAUCUGAGGGAAGGCAUCGAGUGGGAACCGGUGGAAUACUUCGACAACAAGGUUAUCUGUAAUUUGAUUGAGGAGAAGCACAAAGGUAUUAUUGCUCUGAUGGAUGAGGAGUGUCUGCGUCCGGGAGAUCCCACGGAUUUGAGCUUCCUCAGAAAGAUGAAUGAUAAUUUGGGAAACCACGCUCACUACAUUUGCCAUAGCAGAGCUUCAACAACCGUCCAGAAGACCCUAGGUCGCGAAGAGUUCAGACUAGUGCACUAUGCAGGAGACGUGACAUACAACGUGCAUGGAUUCCUAGACAAGAACAACGAUUUACUAUUCAGAGAUUUGAAGGAGACCAUGUCCGAAUGCAACAACGGAAUAAUCAAGGCUUGCUUCCCGUUGGCGGACAUUACUAGCAAAAGACGUCCAGAAACAGCCGUGACUCAGUUCAAGAACUCUCUGAACAACCUAAUGGACAUCCUCAUGUGCAAGGAACCUUCAUACAUUCGGUGCAUCAAACCGAAUGACCUGCAAACGGCGAGUAACUUCGACUACGAACUGGUACGUCAUCAGGUCAAGUACCUUGGCCUGAUGGAGAACCUUCGAGUCCGUCGAGCUGGUUUUGCCUACCGCCGCACAUACGAAAUGUUCCUGCAGCGUUACAAAUGUCUCAGCAAACAAACUUGGCCCCACUACCACGGUCCCGCUAAGGAGGGCGUUCAGAUAUUGGCUUGCGAGUUGGGCUACGAACGAGACGAUUACCGCAUGGGCAAGACCAAGAUCUUCAUUCGCUUCCCCAAGACUCUGUUCGAGACUGAAGAUGCAUUCCAAUUCAAGAAACACUACCUGGCGUCGAUCAUCCAAGCGCGCUGGAAGGGUAGGCGUCAGCGUAAGAUCUAUCUGGAAACCUACUCCAAGAUCAUCACCUGUCAGAAGUACAUUCGACGGUAUCUCGCCAUCCAGGAAAGAAAACGGCGUCGGGCUGCCGCUGACAAGAUUCGGUUCUUCAUCAAGGGCUUCAUCACCAGACACGACGCCCCCAACGAGUGCAACAAGUCCUUCAUCGAGCACACCAAGCGCCACUGGCUUAACAAACUGGCCAAGAGUCUUCCGAAGACAUUCAUGAACCACACCUGGAUUCCCGCCCCUAUGCACUGCCAAGAGGCGUCCAUAGUUCUACGAAGAAUGCACAAACUUCACCUCGCCCGGCAGUACCGAGUGGCCCUACCUCCGGAGAAAAAGAAGCAGUUCGAACUCAAGGUUUUGUCCGAAGCCUUUUUCAAGGGCAAGAAGAAGAAUUACCCGGAGAGCAUUGGGCCUUGGUUCAUGGACGAUAGGAUCUCCAAGCAGCAUGCGACCCCCAUCAGUAACUUUGUGGUAACGCAGAUGAACAGCGAGAAGCUUCACUACUCCACCCCGGUGAUCAAGUACGACCGGCGCGGAUACAAACCCCGCGAGCGGUUCUUCCUCCUCACGGACAAGGCCGUCUACCUGCUCGAUGGCAAAACGUACAAACAGAAGCAUCGCCUCCCGCUGGACAAGGUGGACUUCUGCAUCACCAGCGAGCGGGACGGCAUCAUGCUGAUCCGGAUUCCGCUCGAGCUCAAGAAGGACAAGGGCGACCUGAUACUGGACGUGCCGGACAUCAUCGAGUGCUGCAUCUGGAUACUGAACGCGACCGGCAAUCGCAACAUUGUCAACAUCGUCGAGACGGGAUCACUAUCGCACAAUCUAGUCAGAGGCAAAACUGGUAUGAUUGAGAUUAUUACCGGACCACAGCCCAGUAUUACCAGAGCUAAGAGCGGAAACCUGUUGGUUAUUGCCGGUCAAUAAUCAAGCCACACACCAAGAGGAGCAAGUCGUACUUCAUCAAUCGAACCGGGCAGCGGAAAAAGAAUCCAUUUUUUCAAGACAGCACAGCUGACUACUUUACUGCAAUCUACUGGACACACAACUCCAUAUACAUUGUACUUAUCAAUUUUCAAGAAAAUUUUUUUAAUGCUUCAUCGUCUUUGUGCGCUGCACCACAAUAAACAUAAAUCCUAACAUUCGUAGAGGUAAAACCACUUUUAACCAAUUGCAAAGAGCCUUUUCUGAAAAAAUGUUGAAAUGUUAAUUUUGAGGAAAUUGUGAACACAAGCGUGCAAGAUGAUGUGCCUUUUCGAUGGGAAUUCAACGAACGAAAAAAAACAGGCUGUUGAAAACAUAAAACAAGAACAUUGAUUGUUAGAAGCAAACUAUACACACAAACAAAAUUUAGAAAUCUAGCAUUUUUAUUCGUUUAGCUACAAGUGCCAUUAGGUGGUAGAUGCGGGAUCGUAAGAUCACAAUGAUACGUGUUAUUUUUUUUUCUUCUCUAAAUUAUUUACUUUCCAAGACAACAACGUUAGCAUUAAGUUUUAUUUUAUGAUAACCUUGAAGCAAGUAUACAAACAAAUACCCCCCUUAUGUUAUACAACAGAAAACAGGCGAAAAACGUUCAACAGCGAACAACUCUAGCCAGUAGGUUUUAAUACUUUCAGUAAUAUAGAGAACCCGUUUCAAUUUUACACAAUGCCGAAAUUAAAUACAAAAGUAUCAAAUCUAA